Messenger RNA from Megalops cyprinoides (Indo-Pacific tarpon), 7016 nucleotides. It is a transcript of the gene urb1, whose product is annotated as URB1 ribosome biogenesis homolog. Gene Ontology annotation, biological process: maturation of 5.8S rRNA from tricistronic rRNA transcript (SSU-rRNA, 5.8S rRNA, LSU-rRNA); maturation of LSU-rRNA from tricistronic rRNA transcript (SSU-rRNA, 5.8S rRNA, LSU-rRNA). Gene Ontology annotation, cellular component: nucleolus. The transcript is spliced from 39 exons. Bases 103 to 6900 code for a protein of 2265 amino acids. The record is from RefSeq and is a predicted model, not a curated record. Lineage: Eukaryota; Metazoa; Chordata; Actinopteri; Elopiformes; Megalopidae.
UCUAGUCCACUGCUUUGAGUGGUGCUAGGUACACUGCAUUUGCUGUAUAUUGCUAGUGUAACCAGUACAUGCAGCGAAAAUUAUAUCCACCUGUAUAAAAUAAUGGCGAAAAAACGUACGAAAGAAGGAUCGGCAGAGACCGACACAUCAGCAAAGAAAACAAAAGUAACAGAAGUGGAGUUUAAUGGGACAGUUUUCAAAUCAAUGUUAAAAGAGCCUACCAAAGCAAUGAAAGGUUUGGAAACGUUCAUAUCGAUAGCAAAGCAAUUGCCAUGCCCAGACCUGUACGAUGUUGUCGAAGGAUACAUCAAAAUAUCCAUGGAGUGUGCUGAAAUAUUUAAGCUGCUGGAGGGAGAAAAGCAUUUAGAGAAUGAAAUGAUGCUGGUGUUCCAGAGCCUGGAGAUGAUCCUGCUUCGCACAGCCACAGACCUGUCCCACUUCAGCAUGGUGGGGUCCACUAUUGUGAAGAAAACAGUCACCAGCUACAUGAAACUCCUGCAGUCCUCCCUCCAUUCAGAAAACCACAGAUUUGUCCGCCAGUGUCUCAGCCUCUUGUCAGCCAUGGUGUCUCAGGGCCCGGACACUGCAAGAGAAGUCUUCAGCCACUUCCAGUUCAGCAAGGGUCUGUCGGCAUUGGCCAGGAGGAAGGACAAGAUGGGUAGACCUGAUGUCCGCAUGGCAUAUAUCCAAUUUGCACUUUCUUUUCUGAUCUCUGGGGACCAUGUCACCAUAGGGCAAGUUCUUGAAAUGAAAGAUUUCCUGACAGACAUCCUAAGCACUGGAUUGAAGGAGGACAGGCUUUCUGUGGUCAAUCUCAUUUUAUCAACGCUGCAGACAAAAGUUGUACAGAAUAAGGCCAUCAGUAAGACACAGAAAGUCCGAUUUUUCAGUCCCGCUGUUUUAGCGCAAAUUGCAGCUCUUUACAAGUGGAAUGGAAUUGUGGAUGCGAGUUUGGACGACAGCAAGAUGGCUGAGAAUACAGACGAAGCUGGAAAGAUAGUAGUAAGGGAACUUGCACAUAACUUCCUGCUUGAUUUGUGCUGUUCCCGGAAACAUGGUAUAAGUUUUUAUGAUCCCAGCUUUGGAACAGCUGGCAGGGCAGGGAAUAUAGUCCUGCUGCAGUUCCUGGUGGGGCUGAAGCAGGCCACAGAGGACGAGCUGGUGGCAGAGCUGGUGGUCGCCAUUCUGAAGGUCAGCCCUGACAUGCUGCCCAGAUACUUCAAGGAGACGCAGUACUCCUUCACUCCACGGCUGAAGAGUGCCUGGCAGGACAACGUCAACCUGCUGAGGAAGAUCUAUGGAGCCCAGCCAGAGGUCUCAAAGGCUUUCCAGACCCGAGAGUUUGUCCCACUGCCUCGUUUGCUCUCCAUGGUGAUGGUAACGUCACUACCCCCUGUCUGCAACAAGGCCUUUUUCACACAGGGUCUCAAUAUGGCCAACACGGUGGUACAGCACACAACUCUCUCGCUGGUGUCCUUCAUCUUGAAGAGAGCCCAGAAGAACAUGGAGCACUGCUUGGAUAAAUCUGUGUGGCAAAGCUCUGAGAUCUACUCUCCUGACAUGAUGGAGGACUUUGUGCAGCAGUACCGGGAAGCCCUGAGCAAGAUCCUGCCAGACAUGACCAGCAUUGUGUCGAAGUGGCAGUCACUGACGAAGAAGGGAAAGGGGGAAGACAGCGCAGUCAAGCGGACGGAGGAGGGGAGCUCCCAAGGAAAAUCAUCCGAGCUUUCUGAACAUGGUUCCGAUGACACAGAGACCAUCCUUUUCAAGGCACUGAUUCUCCAGGUCAUGUGUCUGUAUCAGAAGGUGGUCCCACAUCUUGUCAGCCAGAGCACCUUUGACUUCAGCAAGCUUCUGAAAGGAAUUGUGUCAGAGAAGGGAAUUAAAGAGGAGGUUCCUCCUGUCCUCCAGUACCAAAUACUGCAGCUGGCGUUGGACUUACCUGCCAGCAAAUUCUCUUGGUUCAGAGUUCAGGACGUUGUGGAUACAGAGGCAGCAGGUGGGGAGAAGUCAGUGUUCUACCUUCUGCUGAAGAUGUUUGUGAGCAGCAAUAGCAGUCACCUGAAGACCUCCACAAGGAUGUUAGUCCUCAAAGUCCUGAGGGACAGUGGUGUGUUUGAGUACACCUGGCAGGAGCUGGAAUUGUGGCUCAACCAUCUAGCCAGGCUUCUGCCAUCUCAACAGGAAGCAGUCAUCCAGUUCCUGGAAAGGGUACUGGUCAGGCUGGUGUCCAGCCCCUACACGUACACAGAUAAGGCAGCCAGUGUGGUCCAGGAGGCGGCCUACCUGCAGGCCAACCUGAGCGGGCAGGAGGGGGAUGCUGCCAGCAUCCCCAUCUCACACAUCGAUGAUGUGCUAGACAUGGUGGAUGUGAUCAUGGAGGGCAGCGAGGGUGAGAGCGAGGAGCUGGGGCCGUCCCUCAGUGAUGACCUCAUCAUCCAGACCUUCCCAUUCAGUGCGGUGGUGCCUGCUGUGCUGGAGGCCAGGAAUAAACUCCCAGCCUCCGUCAAAGAGGAGAAAGGUGUAGUGUACGAGUACCUGGCUGCAGUCCUGUCUGAUGUGCUUCACUCUCAGAGGGACCCGCUCCCUCUAUGCCUCGCCCUGCAACAGUACGACAAAGAGCUGAGUUCCUGCGAGGACGCUGGCUCUCCACAUCCCUCCACUGUGGAAUUCCAUCACUACUACUCCCACUGGCUUCCACAGCAGUCAAGAGAAGAACUGUUUAAGUCAUCUGAGUCGUCCUCUGAUGGUACAAAGCCUGCAGUUUCCUUCACUGCUGUGGUGAAGGCAGCAUACAGACAAGGCACUGAGCGUUUGCUUCAAGACGACUUCAAGAAGAGUGUUGAGGAAGGUCUAGCUGCACUGGACUUAUCGGAGUUCCCAGUGGUGGUCAAGCAAGUCCUUCUUUACAUCAAAACCUCUGUUGACAAUUUCAGCACCUUUUCCAAAGAGAGUGGUGUGGCAGUGCUCAGUGCCCUCAUGGAAGUGCUCCAAGCUUUAGUGAGCAAACUUCAGAGUACAGAGCAGCCAGUCGAACCCAUGGCCACAGACUCCCAGGAGGGCUCAGACCUCUUCCUGGAUGUUAACGCAGCACCUGGGGGAGAGGCCAACAAAGACCAGGUCCUGCUUGCAGUACUCGGCUCCAUCUUUAAGCACCCCACACUGGAGCAGUGGUUCCUGGCGCGAGAGCUGGGCACGUUUCCUCCUCACUCUCUGAACCCCGUCAGACUGAAGCAUCUGUGCUCACAGCUCGGUGACGACACCCUGACCCUGCUGCAGUGUAGCGCCCCGCUCCUCAGAGACCUGGGCAGCCUGCAUCUCCUCGCCAGCUACCUGGCGGCCAUCGAGAAGGGGGUGCUGAGGGAACUGGGGGAGGCGAGCAAGGGGAGAGUCCCGAAGGCUGAGUCCCUCCCGGUGAGAGGGCUGCUGGCUCUGCAUGAGUUCAUGGACAAGGCCGGCCUGGAGGCGGCGAUCUCCGCCAUGCUGCUGCUCCCCCAGGAGAGCCUGACCACGGCUCAAGGUGAGGACGCCCCCACGGAGCUCAGCACCUACGGCCGCUCCGUCCUCCAGGUGCUGACGGAGAGCAGCGGCCAGCCCUCGCGGGACCGGGCCCUGCUCCUGUCCCAGGCUCACCUCCGCGGCCUGGCCACCCUCCUUAUGUCCUGCUCCAGCGCCCCGCUGGAGGACUUCCUGCUCCAGGCCCUGCGGGGCGAGCCGGCCGGCGCCAGGCUGCUCCAGACCGAGGUGCUGCUGCACUGCCUUCAGAGGCCCCGCCCCUCCAGCCAGGCCAUUGGCUGCCUGAUGCUGCAGAACUGCUCCACCCAUCGGCUGCAGUUUGAGCUCUGGUCCCUGGAGCCCUCCAACCUGGAGCGGGUCUCAGAGGACCUGGAGGCUUACCUCCCCCUACUGGACACCUACCUGAAAACAGCAAGCAGAGACGACCACGCCAGGCCACCAGAGGUGCAAACGGCAGUGCUGAAGGUGCUGAAGCAGGCCUUGCUGAGCAGGCUGAGCAGCUCUGUCCUGCAGGGGGCAGCAGAGGACUCUCUUCCUCAGCAGGUGGAUGCCCUGUCCAGUCUGAUCGCUCUGGCAGCGAGGGCAAAAGAUGUCACGGAGCUCACAGACCGCCUACCUGCACUCCUGCAAAAAGUGGAUGGCUUUGAAAGGUGGCAGCUGGUGGACUCCAUCAGUGACAAGCUUGCUGACUCUCCUGAAGAGCUGGCCGCAUGGAGGAAGUCUCUGCUCAAUGCUGCCCUCCGCUGGCUGAUCACUGCCUACAGCAGCUGCAAGGAGCAGGAGCAAGCAGCACAACAGAAAGAGGAGAGCAUGUUGCAGAGGUUGCGAGGACUGCUGACUUCUCCAGAGCUUGUUGCCACACCAGACUGGAACAGUUUUGUGAAGACUGGGCUGAAGUAUCGCUACGGAGACAAGGCCUUCCUGGAGACCCUGAACAGCCUGCUGGAGUUGAUGUACAGCGGGGCUGAUGCCCCCAAAGACCUGCUGCCCUUGUCUAUGAUUCACAUGAUGACCACCAGUCACUCGCUGUUCCUACCCUCCAUGCUGACUAUGCAGGAGGAGCACGGAGAAGGGCCUCAAUCAAAGGAAGCCCUGGUGUCUCUCCUGCUUAACCUGGUGAAGAAAUGCCCCACCGUCUGUAACAGUAACCACUUUGUGGUUCUUCUGGGUGCUUAUGGAGCUACCAUGAGUACAACAGAUCAGAAACUGCUGCUGCUCCUGCAUGAGUAUGAAAGAAACAACAUCAGCUUGGCAGAGUUUCAGUCUCUGCUGUGGGGCCCAGCUGCAGUGGAGCACCACAAGGCCUGUAAAAGCCUGGGGAAAUCCUUAUGGCAGCAGCCCAGCUCUGAGGACCUGCUAGCCCUGCUGAAUGCAGACAGAAUGCUGAACACCGUGCUACACUUCCCCCAGCAGCGCCGCAUUAUCCCUCAGGAGGCGAAAGAGCUGCUGUACAGAGAGGAGGGGGGUGUUGAGCUGGGGACUCUGUACGACCCAUGCUUCCUCCUGCCCCUCUUCAGUGCCCUGCUGAGGCCAGAGUCUGUGGUCGACUGCUACAAGUUUGUGUCUAGCCAUGCCCUCGGGGUCACGGUGGUGGCCCUGAGCAGCUAUGACCCCAAGGUCCGAGCUGCAGCCUACCAAGUGCUGGGGUCUUUCUACCAUCACCUGGAGGGAGCGCGCUUCAGAGAGAAGAGACAGCUGCUGUAUCUGAUGGAUACUGUGAAGAAUGGUAUUCGACAACAGAAUCUCAGGCUCCCCUUCCUGCUGGUUACGUACAUCGCCAAAGUGGCUCAGCAAAUGCUUAGACCUGAGGAGCACAUGUAUAUGAUUGUCAACAAGUUCCUUUUGGCCCAUCAGUAUCUGGACCUGAAAAAAGUCCCUGAAUUCUUCAAACUCUUCUACAGCUUUGAUUUGGAGCACAAAUUGGAGCGAGAGUGGAUUCUGGAUGUGCUGAAGGAGGGGCUGGCGGACAGGCACUGCUACGAGCUGUGCGAUCGGCAGGGCAUAUUCCAGAUACUGCUGAGUUUCUAUGGCAGUCCGCUGUGUGAUGAGUCCACCCAGGCUCACAUCAUGGAAGUAUUACGCCAGGCAGCCCGUGUAACAAAAGCUGCUUAUGAGCUCAUUAAGGUUCACGGCCUUCUAACCUGGAUACUACAGGUGGUGGAGAGGAGAUGCCUCGAGAACCGGGUUCUGUGUGGCGUGAUCAACCUGGUCCACGCACUCUGGUUCACGAACCUGGGGCAGAAGGAGAGCGGAGAGGCAGCGAGCACCCCCGCAGCUGAAGGCCAGGCCCAGGGUUCGACUAAGUGCCUCCCACUGCCACUCAUCAACGAGUUCCUGUGUGUGCUGUCAGCAUUCGUCAGGCACCUGCAGGCGGGAGUGAAGGCCCCCGAGUUUGCCCUGUUCCUGCAGACGCUCAGCUCGGUUCUGAAGCACCACGGGACAGCGCUAGCCAUGCACGGCCAGCUGGGUCGCAUCGCCGUGCGAGAGCAGACUCUGUCCAGCGCCGAGACGCUGGCACUGCUGCAGCGCUGGAGCCUGCUCUCCCAUGAUGCUCCGCUGCUGGCGGCACUGCAGAGCGUGGCAGAGAAGCACAGAGUCAAGGAGCUGUUUUGGGGCGUGAAGGAAAAAGGCAAGGGGAGAAGCUGGGCCCGCCGCACACGUGCAGAGGGGCAGCCUGACGAUCUGGAGGGGGAGGAAGAGCGGCAGGCGCAGGCCACACUAGCGGAGAGCAAAUCACACCUCAGGAACAUCCUCACACACUGGGAACCCCCCCUCCCUCCUUCCUGCCACGCCCCCGUCUCUCAGGGUGACCCCCAGGACAGCAGCGCACUCGUUGCCACCACCGCCCACCUGCUGGUCAAAUGGACACUGAGCUCCCUGGUGGCAGCGCCUCACGAUGCCCCAGGCACGCUGUCUUUCCUGCGGUGGGUCCAGACGAACGUUCUCCCGCACAGAGACGCGGUGGACGCUCUGCUCGCCGACGCUGCUGCGAAGCAGGACUUCCUGAGGCUGUACCACCGGGUGUGCGAGUCCGGGAGCGCAGCUGGGGCUGAGACACUUGAGCUGUUCACCACCGUCAUGCUGCACCUGCUGGAGGCUCAGGACAGCUCCAGAGGAGGGCUGCACCAGGCCGUGCUCACAGCCUGCCUGGCUGCACCUCAGGAGGAGAGCUCCAGGAGAGGAGCCGGACUGCAGCUGCUGUCUUUGUACAUCCACGAACUGUGGAGUGGAGCAGCGUCACCGGAACUCUUCCUGGCCCACAUCAGGCUGGUCACAGGGGCCCAGGGGAAGGGACAGAAGAAGACCAAGCGCAGUGUGACACAGGCAGCGGUGACGGACGUCUGCAGAGACAUUUCCUCAGCUGUAGAGGCCGUGUCAUCGUGAUGUGUCAUAAACGUCUUCUCAAGCGUUCUCGGAAUUCGACAGCUUCCGGAAAGAACAAAAGACUUUAAUAUUAAAUUUUUGUGUAUUUGUAUUGAUGCAAUUUUUAAUCAUGUAAA